AUGGAGGGGAAUCUGACAACAGCUGAUAGAAAGCAUUUAGAAGACUGUAUUGGGACAGGGUCAAAGAAGUUUACUCUAUUGUACAGUAUAACAAAAGAUGGCUGCUCUGGGCAAGCCUUCCAUCAGAAAUGCGACAUGCAAGGACCAACCGUUACUGUGCUUUACAAUGAGCAGAAAUCAGUAUUUGGAGGAUACGCUAGUUUACCAUGGUUUCUAACAAGUGGUGCUUAUGUUAAAGAUGAGGAUGCAUUUUUGUUUCAACUACUGUUCUCUGGAGUUGACAGGCUGAACAAGUUUCCGUUGAAGUCUGACAAUGCAAAAGGACUGUAUUCUAGGUCCAACUAUGGGCCAACAUUUGGUGGUGGACAUGACUUACUCACCUUUACUAAUUCACUAUCUUCAUCAAAUGGGAUAUAUGCUUUAAACGGUAGUAUAAGUGCAAGCAGCUAUGAUAUGAAAGGUUUAGGAGCAGAACAUAUUAACAACGGGUCGAUGAAAUGCUUGGAAUUAGAGGUGUACAAAGUGGAAGAUGUUCCUGUUCCCCAACAAUGGCGUAAAACAUCAAAGUGGUGCAAAGAACUUGAAGAAUCACUUAAAAGUUCAGUCUCCAGCAUGCGGCCUGCUAGUGAAAUGAAGGUUCCCGAUUUCCGGAUUCUACUGCUUGGCCCCGUAGGUUCCGGAAAGUCAAGCUUCUGUAACACAGUGACUUCUGUCUACCGGGGAAGGAUCACACAGAGGGCUAUAUGUGGCAAAGCUAAGCACAGCAUCACUUCCAUGUAUCACCCCUACACAAUCAAAAUAAAUUCUGGCGGCUGCCUAAACGUACGCCUUUGUGACACACGUGGCCUGGAGGAAGAGCUGGGCAUCGACCUGAUGCAGUGUAACUAUCUGCUGGAUGGAAACCUGUCGGAGUUCUUUCAGGUAGCCCAAUAUGUUGUUCACUUAGAACUCAUUUUAGUGGAUUCAUCUUUCGUCAAAGAGCCCACCCUGGUUGAUAAAGUACACUGUGUAGCCUUUGUGUUAGAUGGUGCUACUCUUGAUGAACUUCCCCAGCGUGUGAUUGACAAGAUGAAAGAUUUUAGAAAUCUCUGUACUCAGAAGCAAAACAACAUUCAUCCAAUCAAGAACUACAAUACAAAGGUAGAACUGGACGAAGGUGUCAACAUCCUCGCCCUGCAAGCGUUGCAACAGAUGCUAAACUACGCGGAGGAUUUUAUGGAGAAUAUUCAGCAGAGGGAAGGAAAGGCGCUACAGAGUUGUGAGGAAAAUUACAUGUCUGAGUUGGAUGUGAUUGAAGAAGAAGCUGGAACGCUUUAA
Mya arenaria is the source of this 1317-nucleotide messenger RNA. Its product is annotated as interferon-induced protein 44-like. The record is from RefSeq and is a predicted model, not a curated record. The transcript is spliced from 6 exons. Bases 1 to 1317 code for a protein of 438 amino acids. Lineage: Eukaryota; Metazoa; Mollusca; Bivalvia; Myida; Myidae.